AUAAAUUUAGCACUGAACUGGCGGUUGUAUAAAGUCCCGUGGAUUACUAGUUUCAGAAUUAUUUCAUAACAAACUAUUGACAUCAUUAUAGCAACAACAAGUAGUAUGGCAACUAGUAUUGCAUCAGGGCUAUCAAAACGUGGUGAACAUAUCAGAGUGAUGCCUAAUCCACCUCUGUCUGCUGCACACUUUAAAUGUGUUGCCAACGCGUAUGAUCCGGUGAAAAACCCAAAGGGUAUGGUUAAUUUAGGCAGCAGUGAGAAUCACUUAUGUUAUGAUCUUAUUUCAGAGAAGUUCAAAGAUCCCAAGAUGCAUUGCAUUGAACCAUGGAUGAUGCAAUAUUGCAAUACACGUGGGAUUAUUCAGUUGAGACAAGCUAUUGGUGACUAUUUGACAAUGAAAAACAAGACUUCUACUCCAGUUAAACCUGAAAAUCUGUCAGUUUGCAACGGAGUUGAAACACUUAUAGCUGCAUUGAUGACUGUGUUGUGUGAUCCUGGAGAUGGAUUUUUAUGUCCUGCACCCAUUUAUGGGGGUGUACGCAAUGACUUACAAAGAACAGCUAUGGUCAAUUUUGUACCUGUUCAUUUAUCUAGCCAG
Molecule: messenger RNA, 600 nt
Organism: Saccoglossus kowalevskii
Lineage: Eukaryota; Metazoa; Hemichordata; Enteropneusta; Harrimaniidae
Product: 1-aminocyclopropane-1-carboxylate synthase-like protein 1
Biological process (GO): biosynthetic process; amino acid metabolic process
Molecular function (GO): pyridoxal phosphate binding; transaminase activity
Source: RefSeq, a predicted model, not a curated record